This is a messenger RNA of Gaeumannomyces tritici R3-111a-1, 534 nucleotides long. RefSeq lists its product as hypothetical. Lineage: Eukaryota; Fungi; Ascomycota; Sordariomycetes; Magnaporthales; Magnaporthaceae. The transcript has 4 exons. The record is from RefSeq and is a predicted model, not a curated record. Bases 1 to 534 code for a protein of 177 amino acids.
AUGUCCGGCCGGCGAUGGGGCGGGGCCCUGGGGUUCGCCGCCGCUCGCCGAGAGAUUAGUGAGACGCGGUACGACCAUGCUAGCGGUGGUGCGGCAACAAUGUGGGCAGGGUCCAAGUCUGGUGGGAUAGAAAUUAUAUAUCAACGCAAGAACAAAAAGAUGGAGGGAAACACUCAACAGCGAGAAGGUUUCAAAUCAAGUGCCACGUACUGGUGGAUCGUGUUCCCAACCGGCAGAGCCGCAUUUCUAAUCCAGAAGCUUGCACGUGCCGGAUUUGCCUGCCCAAAGCGGCUCCAGAGGUCUGGUGGUUCGACUGGGGGGUCUCGCCAGCACGACGGUGGCGGCCAGCCUCCUACGAGUUUCCCCACAGACGCCGGCGCACUGUACCAACUGGGGAUUUUGCCACUGCACCACACCGUACCGCAAAACCCCGAACCCCAGGUUCGCGCGGCCUGGUGGUGGAUUGGUGUGGAUUCCUCCCAGCCGCUUUGGUCGUCGCCAAACCUUGUUGACUUUGGGCUGCUGCUGAGCUGA